CGCGAUGCUCCGUCGCGUAACUAUUUCGAGAUCGCACAUAGCCAAAAAUCAGUAGGCCGUUGUUUACUGUCGAAAUACCCGUACGGCGCGCGCGAUUACUGGCCCGAUCCACGCGGAAGCCUGUCACAACCGGCGCGUCGUCGUGGGAUUGGAUUUCACGAGCAACGCUGCGUGGGAGUGUGCCUGUAAACUCUUCACACUCUGAAAGAAGUGCCAAACUUCCUGCGGCGUUGUGCUGGCAGAUUCUCGAUGGGCCUGCUUUCGGUUAUUAAAAAGGUCAAGGCCAAUGAAAAAGAGUUACGCAUCCUUAUGGUUGGACUCGAUAACGCAGGUAAAACGACGAUAGUAAAGCGAGUCAACGGCGAGGAUAUCGGCUCCGUCUCUCCAACUCUAGGUUUCAAUAUAAAAACAAUGAGGUAUAAAGGCUACGCUUUGAACAUAUGGGAUGUUGGCGGGCAAAAGACGUUGCGCAGCUACUGGCGCAACUACUAUGAGACCACAGACGGACUGGUGUGGGUGAUCGACAGCGCAGACCAUCGACGGUUGGAGGACUGCAAAGAAGAGCUCCACGCGCUGUUGUCCGAAGAAAAACUUGUUGGUGCGACACUGCUGAUCUUAGCUAAUAAGCAAGAUAUUCCCGGUGCAUUGACAAAAGAGAUGCUCACGCGGGUUUUGGAUCUUCGGAAAAUGACGAGUAGGCGCUGGCAUAUCGAGGGCUGCAGCGCAUUAACAGGAGAGGGACUGCUUCAAGGCCUAGACUGGUGUGCCGAAGAUAUCGGAUCACGGAUAUACUUGUGUGAGUAAAAUCUCACAUCGUUGAACAACAAGGGAAACUGGUUUGUGCUUAGCAAAGUUGUUCAUGAUACUUCUCAAACUAACCGCAUUCGCCGUCAUUAGUCUGUCGAUUCUUCUUAAACUCAGGCUUCCACUUCCAAAGUUGGUGUAAUUCGCAGGUCCCUUCUGGCGCACAAGGGCUGACUGUUUCGGAUGAACCAGAAAAUACGAAAACAUAAACUUUUUUUCCGCUCCCUGAACUUAUUUCAUUGACUUCGCCCUCGCCAUUGAGAAUGCAGAGUUGCUGUGGUGCCGCGUUACUGUUACCUAUGUCUUUUCGCGCGGUUAUUUACGCAUCUUUGUGAUCUUAGUAUUUCUGAUGGAAGGUAUUUUAUUGUUAUCCACCUCAUCAUACAGAAGUUGAUGAGGCGUGUGGGCACUAGCUCGUCGAUCGGAGGAACUAGAGCCGCGAAGACCCCAACGUAUGGAUGUGAUGAGAGUUGGCGCAGCAGGAACUGCUCGAAACUUUUCUGGGAGCGAUUCAUAUUGUAGCAAGCAUAAUUGUCUUGCUUCCGCGUGUAGCGCGUUGUUUCCACCUUCAGACCGCUUAUUUGCACAAUGCAGCAAUGGACCGUUUACAAAAUAUUCCGUUUGGCUGGUUUGUGCCGAUAUCCGCGCAGUUCAGCAUGCAAGGGUCUUAUGUUUGUUUCUCAAGGCUCGUCCAUAUCGUUGACACAAUCCAUUUUCGCGCUUGCAGGACAGCAGCACCAAAUGCACUGCAGGGCACAACAGCAGGAGAGCCAACUUUCUCUGCUGGUGCAAAUCCCAAGUCUCGGUAGCCCAUGUCCAUCGUGUAAUGGUUCCCAACCGGCACGGACUAAAUCUAGUUCAAGGUCGCGCGUCAGAAGGCAAAGAUGUAUUGCCGAUACAAUCAUAAUACUGAAGGCGAUAGCCAAGCAAGCCAUGUAGAAAAAGAUCGAAUGAGUUGUAAAAGCUAGGGCCGGAGCCGCCAUGAUGACGAAGUCGAACGUCCCGUGAUAAAACCAAGAAAAUCCAAGGCACUGAAGGACAUCAACACGAUGUUGCCCACUUCUUGCUGCGGCCAAAGACUGAGCAUCGAGCCACAAACUCCUCACAUACCGUGUUGCUGUCAUCCCCGCCCACACUGAAUGUAAGGGGAAAGCUCCACGGCCAAAUGUGACC
Molecule: messenger RNA, 1977 nt
Organism: Micromonas commoda
Lineage: Eukaryota; Viridiplantae; Chlorophyta; Mamiellophyceae; Mamiellales; Mamiellaceae
Exons: 1
Coding region: 250-804 (184 amino acids)
Biological process (GO): protein folding
Cellular component (GO): cytoplasm; microtubule cytoskeleton
Molecular function (GO): GTPase activity; GTP binding
Source: RefSeq, a predicted model, not a curated record